Molecule: messenger RNA, 288 nt
Organism: Arctia plantaginis
Lineage: Eukaryota; Metazoa; Arthropoda; Insecta; Lepidoptera; Erebidae
Source: the annotation of a GenBank genome assembly
AUGAAGUCGUUCCCUUUUAAGCGCAUUAAAAUCGCAUUCCGUAAAUGGUAUCGGAUAAGGCACGUGCCGCGCGCAAACAUCGCCGCGUCCGGCCUCGCUCGUGGCAAACCUAACCCCCCCUCUUCACCUCCUCCUGCCCCGUCGAACCCCGCUCUCGCUCCAAACAAAGCGGCGACAAGACAAAAAACAGGCGCACUCGGCCACUCGAGCCACGCGCCGCGGUACGCAUAUUUGCUCACUGACACUAACGCUAAUGUGGAGCCGCCCUUAUCACCCACGUGCCUCUAA